Messenger RNA from Leishmania mexicana MHOM/GT/2001/U1103, 1290 nucleotides. RefSeq lists its product as hypothetical. Bases 1 to 1290 code for a protein of 429 amino acids. The record is from RefSeq and is a predicted model, not a curated record. The transcript has a single exon. Lineage: Eukaryota; Euglenozoa; Kinetoplastea; Trypanosomatida; Trypanosomatidae.
AUGUCGUCUGUGCCCACGCCCGUGGCGCCUGCCAGCCCCGCCGUUCCCAGGAAGGUCACGUUUGCGCUGUCCGGAGGGACGGAGGAGGCUGUUGCGCCAUCACCUCCUGCCGUGCCCAUGUUAGCUCCUAGUGUGCCAGUGGUGUUACCACCGACUGCGGUGCCGCUUGUGGCUCCGUCGGCUCCUAUGUCGCCGUCGCCAGACCUCCCUCUACUCCGUGCGACAGAGGAGGAGCCGCCGAAGGCGGUGGUGCCAGCUGGCGAGGCCUCGCCCGAGAAGGAACGGGCGGCUGAUCAGCGUGUGCCGGAUUAUAUGAAGUGGCUGUACCCUGCUUUGCUGGAGGGCUCAUCUGCGUGCUCGCCACCACUGGCGUUUCCUUUGGCUGACGCAACGACGCCGCACGUUCUCUCCUCUGCCGCGCUGCUGCGCUGGUCGGAGGCAGAGGUGCUCGCGGCUCUGCCGGCCACGCUGCCGCCGGAGUACGUGGUUUUUGGCGGAGCGAGGUACAGCGGCGCGUCCCUCGACCUCGUGCGCCCGCCACUCGCCGUCACUACAAGCGCGAAGCGAACGGCGCACUUGCACGACGCGAUGGAGGUCCAACGACUUCAGUUUCUCGUCGAUCAACUCGAGGUGGCGAGGCACUACUUAAAGAUUGAGGCACGGCGCGUAACGAAGGAGCAGCGGCCAUCAUCCUCCCUGACGACAGCAGGCGGCGCCGCGGUGCCCACCGACACCGUGAGUGAUGCCAUUCGCAAGCCGGAGGAGGCCGAGGAUGUGGCGAAGGCGAAUAUCUGGACCGCCGCAUACUUUGGGUCACCUCAGCAGCUUGGUGCGGUGAUGGAGAAGCGCAAGUUUGACGGAAUGCUAGACAGCGCCGGCUACGUGCACUAUAGACGGCGCCAGUGGGGCUUGAAGCGUGUUGGCGACACGUUUGCGCUCGGGCUUGGAUCGAGAGGCACCCCAUUGCAGUUUGCGGCGGCAGCCGGGAAGUUGGACAGCGUUGUACUCCUCCUCGCGAGCGGGGCACGGGAUACAGCUUUUCCGCGGCUGAAGGAGAUUCUGUCAGCUGACUCCAUGCAGGUCAUCGAGUCUGUUUUCAAACCCCGUGGCCAUGCACCACGACAAAACCGUGCACCAACAGUGGAGGCGGUGUUCACGAGUAACGCAGCGCUGCCAGCCACGGCAUCCGUUUUUACAAGUGAGCACGUAGUUCGGAUCGAUGAGUGUGAUCGAUCGCCUCUGGGACAGGUGGGUGAUGCUACCACAGCAGCGAUGGCGGCGUUCGCAUAG